Molecule: messenger RNA, 1171 nt
Organism: Desarmillaria tabescens
Lineage: Eukaryota; Fungi; Basidiomycota; Agaricomycetes; Agaricales; Physalacriaceae
Exons: 3
Coding region: 354-908 (184 amino acids)
Source: RefSeq, a predicted model, not a curated record
AUCUGCCUCGUGUCGCGAUGAUCUUUUCCUUUCGAUGCCGCUGUGAUGUUGGUACCCAUUGUACUCAUCGUGCCCGGUGCGCUGCAUUCCGCCUAUCCCGUCUUGGGAAACAUUUCUCUCUUUUGGUCUAUGCAACGCCCUCGGUCGCACGAAGUCCCUUGGAUACAACUCUGAUUCAUUAGCGAUUCUGUCAUGGCCAAGAACAAGAAAGGAAAGCAGAAGCAGCCAGAGGCGCCUAAGCCUGAAAAGCAGCAGGAGCCCAUGCCGGCACCUGACUCCAGAACCUAUUUUGGAUGCCAAGAACGAUGACGACGGCGGGCUGAUGGGCUUUGGUGGUGGUGGUCUCCUGGACGAUGCUCCGGACCAAUGGGGUGCUGGCGAUUCUGCCAAAACUGGCGGCGGUGCUGGUACUGAUCCUUGGACUGAAAACAUCGACACUCCGAUGCCUGGAGGUCAUUGGGGACCUCAGCCAACGCAUAGAUCUCCAGGAGCUGCACAUCAUAACCCUAGCAAGCGAAAUUCGCUCGUGGCAUCUACUGGAUCGGCCUGGAAGCAAGUCCCGCUCGCAGGAAAGGGUCCGGCGCGCCCAAACGACUUUGCCGGUGCUUGGCCCGGCGCUACCGACCAAACUUACGACGACAGUGGUUGGGGUGGUGGUGGCGGUGGCGGUGGAGACUGGGGUGAAGAGGAGGAAUAUUCAGAGUACGAUAGCGAGGACGAUUACGAGGAAGAAUCGAUGGCCCAUCAUCAUCAUCAGCCACCACCACCUCCACCAAAACAGGCGGCACCCCCGGCAGCUGGCUGGAGAGGCUGGAGCGAGGAAGCGAAACGGCUUUCUAAGCCGAACAAUAAUGUUCGUUUCACUACCCAAAGUCCUGCUGCCGCUUUCAAGGCGUUUCCGGGGCUAGCGAAUGCUCAAGCCCAUAUGAUGCAAAUGAAGCAGGGGAAUCCCUACCCUGGGCAGGGAAAUCCUUAUCCUGGGGCCGCUCAGCAGAAGAAGCCCCCUCCACCUCCACCUCCACACCAGGAGGCAAAGAAGGACAAGAAGAAAGACAAGAGGGAGAAGCACAAUGAUAAGCAUCAGCCGCAGGAUGGCAAGCAUCGGCGGCAUAAAUCUGAAGCAGAUAACUGGGGCGGUGGCGGCGGCGGAGGAGGAGGAGGAGGAGGAGGA